AUGAGGGAAUCGAUGGCCGGCACCAAGUCUUUCUCCAAGUCGCUCAUGAUGCACCACUCUGUGACGGCCGCUGGGCCGAGCCUUCCCGCAUACAUGGAAGGCGAAACUGACAGCAACGUUAGCGGACCCCCACCGCCAGACCCUGCAAUCAGCUUGCUCCGGAGCAAAGGCGCAACAACUAGAAUGGGAAACAUGAGCGCGUGUACGACGGGGCCGGAGCAUGAGCGGCUGCUGGCGCUGGAGCAGGAGAACUUCCAGCUGAAGAAGGACAUUGCGGAAAAGGAGGAGAGGAAUAAGAUGCUGUUGGCUCGGUUGGCGCGUACAGAGGAGGCGGCCAAACGCAAGAUGAGACUUGACAUCGUGACGGCGUCAGGAGUGCGCAGCGGGGGGAAUGUGGCGCUACAGUUUGCAGCCGAGCAGCGUGUGGUGGAACUGGAGGAAAAGCUGCGGGAAAGCGUGCGGGCGUGCACCCGGGAGAAGGAACGCGUUCUCCACUUCAAGGCACUCGCAAAGACCUCAAAAGGCCGCCUCGAGGAGACUCUGCGUCUGACACGCACGACCCGCCCCGCCAAUCUUAACCGACAGCGCUCCAUGAGCGCUCUCCCAACCACCCGUGUUCUCAGCAUGAGCGUGGGGGGGGCGAAUCAGCAGAAGGAGAACCCCCCCCGGACGUUCUUACAGGCGUCCGAGGAAGCAUAUAGGGAGAAGUUGGCUGCGCUGGAGAAAGAGCUAGCGGCGGCGCAAGUCGACAACUUGGGGCUCAGGAUGAAAAUUGGGACGCUGGAGCAGCGGGCGCCGGCUGGGGGGGUAGGAAACGCACUGCCGAAGAGCCCCCUGGGGAGGACGGCGUCGGUUUCGGGGGGAGGGGUUGCUGAGCUCAGCGCGGAGGUGCAAGGACUGAGGGCACAGCUGGCGGAGGUUCCGCAGCUGAGAAGGGAAGCGGCGGAAGCGGAACGGUUUAGGAGAGAGGCGGAAGAGGUGCCGAGACUGAGGCAAGAACUUGAAGAACUGCAGAGACUCAGGAAGGAACUAGAUGAGGUGCCGCGGUUGCGCCGCGAGUUGGCCGAUGCGCGAGCCGCGGCGGCAAUGGUUGCGGACGCGGGAUUCGGUGUGAAUCAAAGAAGCACGGUCCAGGGGGGUACCUUUGCGGGGAUCAGGAUGGGGGGAGAAAGUAGCAAUCUGAGCGCGGAGCUACGAACGGCGUGGGAACGGGUAACGAGCCUGCAGAAACGGUAUGACGCGGCGGCGGAGGCGCUCGCGAGUAUUAACGGGAACCACGAGAAGGCGCUGCAGCAACUGGAGGAGACGCAUCGGCAACUGAACCAGGAGCGCAAAACAGUGGCCCGCCUCACCGCACGUGAGUCCGAGCUCGUCCUACAACUAGAGGCGGCACGCGAGCUCGCGCCCAUGCUUGACACCGCGCGCCGCGAGCGGCUCGCGCUUGAGAAAGAGAACGUCGCCCUCCUCGCUCAGGCCAUGGCCGCGCCCGAAAGCGCGCUCGCGGAGCUCAAAAGCGCGCGCGCGCUCUUGGCCGACGCGCAGAAACAGGCCGCCGAAGCGGAGCUGCGCGAGGCGGAGGCGCGGAAAGAGGCGAGCGACGCGCAGCGCGCGCUCGUGCGCGCGCAGCAGGCGGAGGCGGAGGUCCGCGAGGCGCGCGCGGAGAGGGACGGGGCGCGGGCGGAGCUUGGGAAGGUCACGCUUAUGGUGGAUCAGCUGACGGAGCAGCUACGUCAGCACGGGCCGAGCGGUCCCACCGGGCUGAUGCAGCGGCUGGCGGAGGUCAAGGCAAACGGAGCGAGUUCCCAGGGGGGAAGCCCCGAGCAGCGGGACCUGAAGCUAGAGCUGGAUGAGCUCCGGACGGCGUUUACGGAACAGCUGACGGAGCUUCACACCGUGGAGCGGGAACUGCAUCAAGCGGAAAACACAGUUCAGGAGCUGAAGCAGGAAUUGGAGAGUAGUCGGGCGAAGGCCAAGGAGCUCGAGGGACAGCUUACGAGAAAGAUCGAAAAGCUAGAAGCCGAGCUGUCCGCACGGGGGGAGCGCCUCCGACAGGUGGAAGGUCAGCUGAAGCGUUUCCUAGCCGGGGGUUCACGUGCCACACGCGCGAGCCUGGUGGCGAGCCGCGCUCUUGGGGGGGGAGACAGCGAUUGGAGCGACACAGAGAGCGUUGGGGGGGGAAGCGAGGCGGGGUCGCUCGCGGAUCUAGACCAGGAGAGCAACAUUGUGGAGCUGCGGGUUGCGGGCGCUUCUCUGGAGUUGGCCAAAUUGGGCACCAAUGAUCCACACACGUUCCUGACAUUUGACUUUUACGAGCACGACACGCAGGCUACGGGCGUAGUCGGCGGCGCGUCUCCCGCUUAUGGCAGCAACAUCCAAUACGUGGUCAACGUCGACGACUUCUUCCUUUCGUACGCGCAGAACAACAAGUUGCUGGUGGAGCUGCACGUUCGCGACGGCCCUGACUUCCGCACGGUGGGGAGCGCCGGGCUGCCGCUGAGCCUGCUGCUGGGCGACAGCAGCGGGCCCGCCGGGCGGAAGCUGCCCCGGGAGGUCCAACUGAGGAACGAGAGCGGGGAGCUGGUCGGGACGCUGCGCUACAGCCUGGCUAUGCGCCGGAGCAUUGCUAAGCAGCUUCAGGCGUUCCUGACGCGCCCCACUGCCGCCCCCGCCCGCCGGCGCAGCUCCGUCGACCCCCUCGCGGCCGCGGUUGCAGCCGCUGCCGCGUCCCCCGACUCCUGCUCCACGGUCUACGUCACCAUCGACAGCGCCCGGGGACUGACCACCCGGCGCGCGCGCGGCGGAAACGGCCUGGUUCCGUACUGCAGUUACUGCUUCCCGGGGUACCCGGUUCACGACACCCGGUUUGGGGCGGGCCCGAAUCCGCACUUUGCUGACGUGGCGGCGUACCCGUUCAUGCGAUCUGCGCCGUUGGAUGCGGUGCUUCGGGCGGCGAGCUUGCAGGUGCAUCUGCUCGACGAUGCGGACCCGGACCUGGAAAACGCGGGACUGGUGGGCACGGCGGAAGUUCCGCUCAAGGCGCUCAUCGAGGCGGGCGGACUGCAGGGCGAGCUCCCGGUCAAGGACAGGGCCGGAAAGGUGGUUGGCACUUUGGCUGUGGGAGUCUCGUGGCGCGCGCCGCCGCCACCAACCAGCGCGGAACCGGGCGGAACAAGGAUUACCGGAGCGGCAUCCCCAGCUGUUGCGGGACACCUCCUCGACGCAGAUUACGAGGUUCUGCAUCCAACUGAGAAGUUGCCACGUGGAAGCCGGCGACUGGACGCCCCUGGAGCAUCCGUUACGAGUAGUGCGCGGUUUGCCAAUUCCUUAGAGCGGCGGCCGGAGGAUGAUGAUCAAAGUAGAAGGAGCGAGGAACGAAGACUUGAGGACGGAAAAGGAUCUGGCCCUAGCGGGGGUGCGGGCAGCAGCGGCAGCCAAGCCCCCACGAGAAAGUCGCAACGAGGGAAUACAAAACGGGGGGGUGAUCGGGAGUCAACUGGGAGGCGGGGGGCGGAUGAGAAAAGGGGACCCGACUCUGAGCAGCAGUCUCCAUCUAGCCAGCCCUCCACGCCUUCCCGUUUCCACGCUCCUCCCGACCGGGGGACUCGCACCGCCCCCCGAAUGCGCGGCCGCUACAGUGGUAGCUCCGACGACGAAGAGGUCGGUUGGGCCACCCCGGGGCACCCCCGAGGGCGACCGUUGGAAGCCGAGAGCAGCGAGUGGGUCGCCCCAAAACGUCCCGGGGAACAGCCCCGAGGGCGACCGUUGGAAGCCGAGAGCAGCGAGUGGGUCGCCCCGAAACGUCCCGGGGAAAAGGCCCGGGCGGGCGCGCUGGAAGCCGAGAGCAGCGGCACUAGCGAGGCACGCUCUAGCAAGGGCAGCCGGGGGAGUCAGGUGGGACGGUUGCGAGGGCACGGGGGGGUGAGACAUAGCAUCGUAGUCGGGGCGGGGAACCCCCCGGAAGCGGGGCCGGUCGUGAGCAUUACCAUUCAUAAGUUACGGCUAGGUUCGGAGGCGGUACGCGACCCAAUCAUCCAGCGGGUGUUUGUUCUCUUCGACUUCCUCCCGCGGUUCGUACCGGUCACGGACCAGAGGACCCAGUCGGUGCCCAAGACGGGGUCGCUCCUAGACAUCGCCUUCUCUAGAACUUACUCGUUCGCGGCCGCCACGCACGCAGCCGCGCGCCAGGAGUUGUGCGCUAUGCUCCGCUCUUCCGCUGGGGAGGACGCUUGCAUUCCGUUCUGCAUCGGAACGGAAGGGGCCGCAUUCGGAGAAUACCACGAGCUCGGCUUCACGGAGAUAGACCUCGGGGAGAUUCUGCACAGCGGGCGGGAUCUGCAGUCCCAGCAACUAGAGGUGGUGGAUAGGGAUGGGCGACCAAUCGCUGCUUUGGAGGUCAGCGUGGUCGCCUUAGCGGCGCUCAAGCAUGUGAUGAGUGGUAGGUGA
Klebsormidium nitens is the source of this 4443-nucleotide messenger RNA. The record is from the annotation of a GenBank genome assembly. NCBI's taxonomy places the organism in Eukaryota, Viridiplantae, Streptophyta, Klebsormidiophyceae, Klebsormidiales, Klebsormidiaceae.